AUGUCUGCAGUCGUCCGCCGUUUUAUCUCUUACAUUGGAAAGUGCUCGCUGAGCGACUUUAAAAACCCAACCCAUGCAACACUCGUUGACACCUAUUGUAACGACCAGGAGAAACGAGACCCUCGCAUCAAAUAUGCCAGCAUUGAAGGAACGGAGUUCCAUCGAUCUCACAAAGAUCGGACCGAUCCCAAGCAGGUGCUCUCCGUCAAAUUCUUGGAUGAGGAAAGAAAGAGAGUCGGAACGGGACAUCUGCACGAAGACGGAACCUCCAAAUUCCGCUACAAGCAGAAGGCUCCGGAGGAGUCACAGGACGGUGGAUUUGAGAAGUCUUGA
Aspergillus ibericus CBS 121593 is the source of this 333-nucleotide messenger RNA. RefSeq lists its product as uncharacterized. The transcript has 2 exons. The record is from RefSeq and is a predicted model, not a curated record. Lineage: Eukaryota; Fungi; Ascomycota; Eurotiomycetes; Eurotiales; Aspergillaceae. Bases 1 to 333 code for a protein of 110 amino acids.